Messenger RNA from Ochotona curzoniae (black-lipped pika), 4164 nucleotides. RefSeq names its product chromosome unknown C1orf116 homolog (gene CUNH1orf116). The transcript is spliced from 3 exons. Lineage: Eukaryota; Metazoa; Chordata; Mammalia; Lagomorpha; Ochotonidae. The record is from RefSeq and is a predicted model, not a curated record. Bases 53 to 1825 code for a protein of 590 amino acids.
UCGCUUCCCCUCUGGGAGCCCCUUUUGCCACCCCUGCGCCUUGCUUCGGGCAAUGCCCGAAAGGGAGCUGUGGCCAGCAGGGCCUGGCUUGGAACCUGUGACCCGCGUCGGCAGCUGCGACAGCAUGAUGAGCACCACCUCCACCCGCUCGGGAUCUAGUGACGGCAUCUAUGACUUCCUGUCGGCUGAGGAGAAGGCAUGUCUACUCUUCCUGGAAGCGGCAAUCGGCUCAUUGGACACAGAAACUGAUAGCGGACUGUCCACCGAUGAGUCUGAGCCAGUUACAACACCCCAAGGCCUCCAAGUGCUGCCUCAAAGCCAACCUGCCCCCAAGGGACAUCCGAAAGAGACGACCAUAGAGCAAAAUCCAGAGCCAAGGACCGAGACUCAGAUCAGCUCAUUCUGUCCUCCUGAGCCCCAAGGUCUGGGCCUCAGGUCUGGCUCCUACAGCCUCCCCCGAAAUAUUGGCAGAAACCAGAACCUCUGGACCAGCAGCAGUAGCCAGCCAAACAGCCACAUCCCUGGAGAACCUGUGGGGCUUGGAGCAGACAAACAGCAGGACAGCCAGUGUGGUGAGCCCAGUCCAGCUCCUGCUGGCCCCCAGGAGGCUGUCCUCGGUUUGGACGUGGCCAUCAUCCCCCCACCGGAGGCUUUCCGGGACUCCCAACCAGAACAGUGUGUGGAAGAGCACCUGUCCAAGCGGCCGGAAGAGCCACGCGACACAUCCCAACUCCACGCGCUGCUGUCCCACCCCCAGAAGAGAGAAGAGACCUCUAAAGAAGCCAUGUCCCAGAAGGCCAAUGAGAAAGGCCCCACAGGGCACUCAGGACCCCUGACAUCAGGAGGUGAUCUGAGUGCCCAGCCAGCUCCCCUGGCAGCCCCUAAGCCCCGAAAGCUGCCACCUAACAUUGUCAUAAAGAGCAGCCGGAGCAGUUUCCACAACCAGCCCCAGAGCUGGCUAUCCCGCCACACUGAAGCUGCGCCUGGAGAGUCUGGACUGGGCUUGUCUUCACUACAAGAGCAGAGGAAAGCCCGCAGAGAGGCGCUGGAGAAGCUGGGACUGCCCCAGGACCAGGAAGAGCCCAGCUUCCACAUGAACAAGCCCACUAGCUCCUUCAGAUUCAAGGAACCCCGUGCUCAGGGCCCUGCCCCAUCCUCAGCAGCAGCACCUGACCUGGCUCCAGCUCAGAGCUCUGCAGCUGCAGGGAAGGCUCUGGCUACAGCUCCAGCAACUCAGGAACCUGCACCAGGGAAGGCUCCAGCUCUUGCUCAGGGAGCUCCCCCAGGGAAGAUUUUGACUCCUGCCCAGGAAGCUCCUUCGGGGAAGAUUUCAGCCACUGCCAAGUCCAUGCCCAUUUCGAUCCCAAAGGCUUCAAGAGCAAAUAAUCAGCCCAAGUCAAACUCAGGGCUAACACUCCAAGAUAGCAGCAUCCCCGGCUUGAGACAGAUGAACUUCAAGUCCAACACUCUGGAACGCUCGGGUGUGGGGCUGAGCAGCUACCUGUCUGCUGAGAAAAACCCCAAUCCCAAAAUCAGCACUUCUCUAGAAAAGAGUUCUCUGUUGGACAAGAGCUCCCCCAGCAUCCUGCGGAAUUCCCGGCCCCGUCCCGCUUCCCUGGGCACCGGGAAGGACUUUGCUGGAAUCCAGGUGGGCAAGUUGGCCGACCUGGAGCAGGAACAGAGCUCCAGGCAUCUCUCCUACCAAGGACAGAGCCGGGACAAGCUUCCCAGACCCCCCUGUGUCAGUGUCAAGAUCUCCCCCAAAGGCAUCCCUGAUGAGCACAGAAGAGAGGCCCUGAAGAAACUGGGACUGCUGAAGGAGUAGGACUGGAAGCCAGUGCUCCCAGCACCAACCGCACCCCUGUUGCCCAGGAAGAGAUGCCAGGCUCUACCUCAGGGCCUCUGACACCUUGCACACAAGCUUGGCCAGAUGUGGGCUGCUCCUCAGAUGAUCUCUGCAUCUCAAGAGAUGGGGAGGGAGAAAUUUGAGUUCGAACAUGCACCUGCAAUGAGUACUUGUUCUCUGGGUUUCUCCAAAGAGAGGGAGAGAGACAGAAAAUGUAGGCCAUGGUAGAUAUUUAUAUGUCACCAUGAGCCUCUAUCCAGAGUUCUGCCCUCCUUGGUGAUUUUCUGAAUCAGAUAUAGUUCAGCCCAGCUGGAACUGAUGGAGAUCAGAAUAAAUGUCACAUGAAUCUACGGGCGUGAUUUCCCUUGCCAGAUCCCUCUCUCAGCUCAGGCUUUCUGGACAAGGACCAGUGUUAAGAGGAGCAGGUUUGCUCUCUUUAAACUCAUUUCCUUCUCAGUAUCACCAGUGCCAAGUGGGAGUCACACUGAUGGAACUAAACCUCUUGGUGGACUAAGAGCAGACAUCUCCCAUUGGUCUGAAGAGGCAGGGUAAGUGGCCACGCACACCCACCUCGCCUGACCCAGGAGGAGUUCUCGGUCACGGGCAGUUCCAUUCAUUCCUUAAUAAACUGUGGCUGUGUGCUGGGACUCUGGUAUUCCUCUUCUUCCCACGUUGCUGCUCCCCAACUCAACACUAUACAUGGCUGACCCGGAGCUGGGUCAACACUGAGAGGGGGAGCCCCACACAGAGACAAUGUAAACACUCAAGAACUGUUUGAGGUCCUGUGUAUGUGUGUGACUGCAGGUCAUUUUCACAUGUCUUGUGUUUGCAGCAGUGGGAAGUCAGCCCAGAGAUUGUAUUACAUUCUCUGCUGGCUGUUCACUGGCUUUCCAAUCUAGACAGUGUCUGAGCAGAGCCUCCCCAUGGGGCAAAGGAACCAUAUCACCCACGAUCACUCAGCCACUUAAUCGUGGAACUGAGACUGGAACCCCGGGUAACCUGAUUCCCUUUCUGCAGGUCCUCAGGGUGCCGCCACCCGCAGUCGGUGCUCCUGAGUAUCUGCUCAGCAGCCCAGAGAUCCAUCACGACUAUCCAGGACUCGACGCUGAGUUCCUGCAAGGUUCUAGACUGUUCUCUGCAGCCUCAGAGAUUAAACAUCAUUCCAGGUAGCAUUUAGUGUUGGGAUGGCUCUUUGCAUUUUAUGGUAACUCAUUCAUAACCAGCACGCUUCUCCACCAACUCCAUGCAUAGUCGUACGGCAUGAACAUGAGCCAAAGGAGGGUCCUGCGGGUGGCAGGGGCUAGUAAACACCAGUAUGAGAUGUGGCUGGACACAACCCCUGCUCCCCUGUAGAAAAUGAACCUGAUUUGUGAGAUCUGGCUGGCAUCCAGGACACCCAACUAUGAGGGGCAGAUAAGGGGGGGAUGUUGGUUAAAAGGUGACCUUUAGGACUGCUGGACAUUUCUGGGUGACAUCCGUAUAGACCCGUCGCUGUCAAAGCUCAGAAUUUAUGAAAAUGACAGGAAGGUUAAGCUAAGGACAACAGAUAGUCCCUCCCUGCUGUGGUAUGUGGGGUGUGGGUGUGGCAGUUUCUGUGUACGUGCACGCCCUUACACCCACAAACCUGGUGCCUCCUUCCUGGCCAUGGCUGAGGAGCUGGUGGGUCACAGCUGAUGGUGGGACUCCCACCACUGGCCCGCUUACAUCUUCUCCCCAGAGGAAGACCAUCUUCUGAAGGCCCUGGGCCGCGUGCUGAGCCCAGCUGGGCUGCAUCAUGUGGGUAGAUUAACACAGAGUUUAUGGCGUGAUUGUUUUAUUCCUUAGUUACUAGCUGCCCUGAUUAGUAGGGAAACAGGAGACUGGCUAUAAAGUGAGCCUUGGUAGGAAUGGGGGAGUCCUGGUACCCACACAAGACUGACCCGUUCAGGUUGGUCAGGAAUUAAAUGCUCAUCCAGACAGGACGGAAAGACCUGCACAUCUGUGCCUGUCCACUGUGCGUCUUCAUCCCAUCUCUCCAGUUUUCUCUGAGCGCUACCCCACCAUGUCCUCAUCUGACCAUUGUCGUCAGAAUUUACAAAUAGAACAAUGAAUCCAAACUUCAUCAUCCUCACUUAGAAGAGGAGCAUGGGGAACCAGUGGGGACAGCUCUUGCCCACAUGGCAUAAUUCUAGCUGUCUUUUGUCUAUAGUAGAUUGUGCUCCAUUUGGCUUAAAUUGAUAGAGUGGGAGGGAUGUCAGAGUUGCUUUUAUCCCCUUUCAAAUAAUUUUGCACGAAUGUUUGUAAGACCAUCCGUUUGCUUUUAGAAACCAAAGCCAUAG